Molecule: messenger RNA, 1788 nt
Organism: Colletotrichum higginsianum IMI 349063
Lineage: Eukaryota; Fungi; Ascomycota; Sordariomycetes; Glomerellales; Glomerellaceae
Product: CHY zinc finger
Exons: 2
Coding region: 1-1788 (595 amino acids)
Biological process (GO): ubiquitin-dependent protein catabolic process; protein ubiquitination
Cellular component (GO): nucleus
Molecular function (GO): zinc ion binding; ubiquitin protein ligase activity
Source: RefSeq, a predicted model, not a curated record
AUGUCUUCUCUGGUCUCCGACUUCAUCAUCAACCCGGUCCUCCGGCAAGCUCGCCGAUUUUCUGAGAUAUCGAGAACCACAUUCGUCUCCGAUCGCGAGGCUUCGUCCGACCUCGUCACUGUCACGACCGAGCCGCUGCCUCCUGCGAUCCGGUAUGCACCUGAUGCGCCACGCCCAUCCGCUACGACACGACCUUUCAGUUCUUCAACGCUACCAACGACUGUCGACGACGAGCCCCCUCAUUCCCCCGAAGCAACUGCGCCAGUCUCAUCCUUUCCUAUAUCCGUACCGAUGCCUCCUACAACGCAAGAGUCUCUACCUGCCGACGAUGGAAUGGGCGCGCUGCGCAGGCGUCUCAUCGGCAUUCAGUCCCAGGAGAUUGCGGCUGAAGACAAGGCCCGACUUAUGCACGAAGCCUUGAUGGAAGGGUACCGCAAGUCUCGAGACACUGCGCGCAAAGACGAUGUGCCAGCCAGCGUGAUAUCUGCAGGCGAAGCGUGGGAGCAGCCGCUUCCGGCACCCCUCGAAUCCUUGAAAUUCUGGCAGCAAUCUCCUGGAGAUCCGUCCUCGCCGCAAAAAUUCAUCUUGACCGCAGACGACGUUCGCCCGACCUUUGCCCCCCCUAAGCUCUUGACAAGAGAAGAGCCCGAGAGCGCGUUGGUCCUCGGCUGUCAGCACUACCGGCGCAAUGUCAAGCUCCAAUGCUCGACUUGUCACAAGUGGUACACUUGCCGCUUCUGUCAUGACGCCGUUGAGGACCACACCCUCGUCAGGAAAGCAACGAAAAACAUGUUAUGUAUGCUCUGCAUCCAUCCACAGCGAGCAUCCGAGGCCUGUAUAAAAUGCGGAGGGACAUCGGCUCGCUACUACUGCAAUGUCUGCAAGCUCUGGGACGACCAUCCGACUAACAACAUCUACCACUGCAACGACUGCGGCAUCUGCAGGCGUGGAAGAGGCAUCGGCAAAGACUUCUUCCACUGCAAGAAAUGUUGUGCAUGCAUCUCCGUAUCUAUACAGCAAUCUCACAAGUGCAUCGAGCGCUCAACGGACUGCGAUUGCCCAAUUUGCGGGGAGUACAUGUUCACUUCUCCCAAGCCCGUUGUGUUCAUGGGGUGUGGCCACAGCAUUCACCAGAAGUGCUACGACGAACACAUGCUGCGUUCAUAUAAAUGCCCCAUCUGCAACAAGAGCUUGCUCAACAUGCAAAGCCAGUUCCGUCAGUUGGAACUGGCCAUCCUGGCUCAACCGAUGCCUCCUGAAUUCCGGGACACCCGGGCCACGGUUCUGUGUAACGACUGCAGCGGGAAAAGUUCGGUCCCCUACCACUGGCUCGGUCUCAAAUGCGCCAUCUGCACUUCGUACAAUACAGUCGAGCUUCAGAUCAGCAGCGGAAGAGACGGGACGCCCGCUACGCCGACGGUCGUCGCGCCAGCACAACCCGGCCCGGCAGCCGUCGAGGCUGCUACGCCGGCCAGGAUGGAAGUGCCACAGGUCGGUCGGCGAAGACACUCGUCCCAUGCCGGCCCAGAGGCGCGUCAUUUGAUGGUGGAUCGGCUCGCCAGAUCAGCUUCACCAGCGCCUCCUGUCUUACCACCCAACUUGGCGAGCGGGGUGAUCGAGGAAGAAGAUGAGGAGUCGGAAAAUGACAUUCUCAAUCUCUGGGGUCGGGGCCGUCAUAACUCUGACGACAGCGGUUCAAUGUCGACAGAUACGGAUGAGGAAGACUCCGAGGGCGAGGAUGAUGACGAUGACUAUGAGAACGAGAUCAUGCUCAUCGGACAUCGAUAA